Molecule: messenger RNA, 1095 nt
Organism: Trametes versicolor FP-101664 SS1
Lineage: Eukaryota; Fungi; Basidiomycota; Agaricomycetes; Polyporales; Polyporaceae
Product: Clavaminate synthase-like protein
Exons: 10
Coding region: 1-1095 (364 amino acids)
Source: RefSeq, a predicted model, not a curated record
AUGCCAGUCCCGACGGUCCCGUCUGUCCCCCACUACGUCCACCCUCCCCCAACCAAGGAGGAUCUGGAAUGGGCGGACCUACCCAUCAUCGACUUUUCGAACGCGAGCACACCUGAGGGCCGUGCCGUGCUUACGCCGCAGGUCUGCAAUGCGAUGCAAACCUCCGGGUUCAUGUAUAUCAUCAACCACGGCAUGACUCAAGCCGAGAACGACCGCAUCUUCGAUAUCGCAGACGUUCCCUUCAGCCAGGUGCCCGAGGAGGAGAUGAAGCGGUACGUGUCAGACAUCAAAGCCACAGGGUCCUACAGAGGUUUCAAGCCUCGCCGGAUUUGGGAAAUCGACAACGGAGUUCGGGACCAGCUUGAGCAUUACAACACUCAUCGCUCGAUUACAAAGCUGCAGAGCCACCCGAAGGCGUUGCAGCCGUUCCUGCCGGAGAUGCGGGCAUUUACCGAAUAUACUCACAACAAGAUCCUGACGCCCAUUCUGCAAAUCCUCGCUCGCGGACUCGAGCUCCCAGAGGACACCUUUGCCAAUUUCCACGGGUUUGAUGAUGAGUCGGAGACCUACCUGCGGUUCAUGAAGUACUACCCGCGCCCCGAAGAGGACGAGGAAAAGGCGAAGAAUGUAUGGCUUAAGGGCCACACAGACAUCGGGACCGUUACUGUGCUUUGGAGCCAGCCGGUAUCUGCUCUCCAAAUCCUCUGCCCUGACGGCAAGUGGCGUUGGAUCAAGCACAUCGACAACGCUCUGGUUGUAAACAUCGGUGACAGUAUGGAGUUUCUUUCCGGGGGCUUCUACAAGGGCACCAUCCACCGCGUCCGUCAGCCUCCGGUGGAUCAGCAAGGCUGUAACCGCCUUGGCGUCUUCUACUUCGGGUCGGCUAACGCGGACGUGAGGCUGAAGCCUCUGUUGGAAAGUCCGGUGCUGCAGAGGGUCGGGGUUGUGCGCAGAUUCGACGACGACAAGGCGCCGACGAUGGACCAGUACCGAAGCGGACGCACGGCCGCCUAUGGUCUCUCGCCGCUGACGAAGAAAGACAACGUCGUGGAGGAGCAGAUCAUACAUGGCGUUCCGGUGAGGCACUACAAUUAG